This is a messenger RNA of Lagopus leucura (white-tailed ptarmigan), 2194 nucleotides long. It is a transcript of the gene ACKR2, whose product is annotated as atypical chemokine receptor 2. The record is from RefSeq and is a predicted model, not a curated record. The transcript is spliced from 3 exons. NCBI's taxonomy places the organism in Eukaryota, Metazoa, Chordata, Aves, Galliformes, Phasianidae. Bases 93 to 1295 code for a protein of 400 amino acids. Gene Ontology annotation, molecular function: chemokine receptor activity. Gene Ontology annotation, cellular component: membrane. Gene Ontology annotation, biological process: chemotaxis; G protein-coupled receptor signaling pathway; immune response.
AUGAAGGCAGGGCGGUCACGCUGAGCUCACGUUUCCUCUUGCACCACUAUGAGAGGUUCGUUCCUAGAAGCCUGAGUCAAACUUCUGGCACAAUGGGAACUGCCCGCCGUGGAGCAGCGGCUCUCCCAGCCUGGGAUGGACCCUUCAGCAGUGUCAGACGCGGGAUCACAACAGACAGCCACUUGCCCUGUGCAGCUUCAAAGCUAGCAAUAACAACAGCUACAGCCUUGCUGGGUGGCCAAGAUUACACUGCCAAUUCAAGUGACUACCCCUAUGAGUACCUGAAUGAGGAAGACUACGUGCUUUAUGGCCUUUGCACCAAAGAAGAGGUGGUGUUCUUUGGCAAAGCAUUCUUGCCAGCUUUUUACAGCAUGUUAUUCCUGGUUGGGUUCAUUGGGAACGCUCUUCUGUUUACUGUCCUCAUGUAUGUCAGUAAGCAAAAGAAGACAGCAGAGGUGUAUCUGCUGAACCUGGUGGUUUCGGAUUUUCUCUUGCUGCUAACCCUUCCUUUCUGGGCCCUGUUCAUUUCUCAGUGGGUGACCUGGGAUCUGUUGUGCCCAGUCUUAAAUGCCAUGUACAUCAUGAAUUUUUACAGCGGUAUCUUUUUUGUAAGCUGCAUGAGUCUGGACACGUAUCUGCAGGUAGUUCAUGCCUACUCUCCUCACAGCUCUGUGACACGGAAGAAGUCCUUCCUCGUCUUGUUGGUGUUGUGGGUCCUCUCCAUACUCCUCUCCAUUCCCGAUGCCCUCUUCAGCAGCACGAAGGAAAUGCACAACAAAACCAUCAUGUGCACGCAUGAUUACGGCCAGAAACACUUCUUUUGGAAAGUUGUCUUUCAGGUCACUCAAAACAUCCUGGGUUUCCUUUUGCCUUUCUUCUUCAUGGUGUUCUGCUAUUCCCGCAGCGUGUGUGUCCUCACCACGUCUCGGGUGCCUGGCUUGAGGAGAGCACUGUUCUUUGUCUUUACUCUGGUGGCUGUCUUCUUUAUCCUGUGGUUCCCUUACAACAUUGUCCUCGUCCUUCACUCCUUGCAGUACGUUGGUUUGAUCCAGAGCUGUGAGAGGAGUAGGCAACUGGACUAUGCCAUGCAGAUCACAGAGAGCUUGUCCUUUGUCCACUGCUGCCUCAACCCUGUGCUCUACGCUUUUAUGAAGAAACGAUUCAGGUUGUACCUACAGAAGAUCCCUCAGGCUUUCUGUAGGAAGGGCACCUUCGACAUCCAGCUCUCAGAAACAAGCUGCUCUUGCAGCAGAUACACCGCUCAGAUAGAAAUGUUGAGCGUCACCAACACAUGAUAAAUUCUUUCUGGCUUUUGCCACGGGGCAAUGUGCUCAGCCAGGCUCACCCCUUAGCCUACCAGGAGAGACAACAGGAAGAACAGGCAGUUUUAAGUGGGUCUGAACCACACUGAAGCGUACUGAGCAGGACACUGUGUUUACCCAAGGGAUGGAUCCUUGGUCUGAAAUCAGUUUGAUCAUCACAGCACCAGAAUUCAGACCAGUAACUAUCAGUAAGAGAGAGAGAAAAAGUAAAACACAAAAUGAAAAAGCUCAACAGAGACCAUCAUUAACAGACAUCAGUUUAACCUCUCUACAGAGUGGCAGCAUGGCCUUAAACAGAAGAGCAUGGAUAGCUAUUAGCCAAUUCUUAUGACUGAUGUGGUUUUACAGUUCAAGGUUACUAGUUUGUUGAUCUUUAUUUAAAAGGUGCUGUUCACCCCAAAUGUUUUUGAACUUUAGCUGGGCUUUUUCCAGCCUAGAAAUCAAUUCAGCAUAUAAAUUGGCUAGAACUGUGCAAAUAAAGUUUAUACCUUCAGAGCACAUACUCAUCACCUUCUUGAUGUUAUUGCUAGACAGUGUUACUGAUAGAACUGAGAAGGGUUUUCAGUUGAACAAAAAACAUGCAUUUGUUUUCACUGCCAUUAUUGCCAUCAUCACUGCUGUGUGUUUCCAAAAUGGCAAAGCUAGGAGCUUCACUUAAAAAAACACCAAAGCAAAUAUGAAGGUGAUGCUACGCUGUGAUCUUUGCUACAUGGGUCAGGUCUGCGGCAGGGGUGUGGAAGGGAAGAACAGCUGGGAAACAAAUCUGAGAUAGAUAGAGAUCUUCAUCUCCUGAUCUACCCAGGGAGGGCCCUUGGGACUGUAAAGAGCUUUUGAUGGGAUGCUUAGGGGAAGAGGUGAAGGUAAAGAAAACA